Messenger RNA from Blastomyces gilchristii SLH14081, 1092 nucleotides. RefSeq names its product SesB protein. The transcript is spliced from 3 exons. The record is from RefSeq and is a predicted model, not a curated record. Lineage: Eukaryota; Fungi; Ascomycota; Eurotiomycetes; Onygenales; Ajellomycetaceae.
UUGCAUGAGUGCUCUGACGCCAUAGUCGAUAUCUGCUUCGUCCAUGGCCUGACUGGGAAUCGAGAUAGCACCUGGACCGCCCGUGGGCAAUCCACACCUUGGCCAAAGGCGCUCCUUCCAGCAGAGCUUAGCAGGGCCAGGAUACUCACUUAUGGCUACGACGCAUACAUAGUGCGAAAGCCAGUUGCUGGGUCAAAUCGAUUGACUGAUCAUGCCACAAACCUCCUCCAUGAUCUGACCGGAAAACGUCGCAAUGCGCCAUCUCGUGCCCUUAUUUUUGUCGCCCACAGCUUGGGUGGUCUUGUAUGCAAAAAGGCCAUUCUGUUCUCACGAAAUAACCCAGAAGCUCACCUCCGGGGUAUAUUUGAUUGCACUAAAGGCAUUGUCUUCAUGGGUACCCCUCAUAAGGGAUCCUGGAUAGCAGAUUGGUCAAAGAUUCCGGCUGGGGCUCUCGGCCUUUUGAAAUCCAGCAACAAGUCACUGUUGAAAGUCUUGGAAACAGAUAAUCAGCUUCUUGAAGCCAUCCAGGUUGACUUCUGGUCAAUGAUCCGAGAACUACGAGAGGGUGGCAGGUGUCUCGAGGUCACGUGUUUCUUUGAAGAGUUGCCACUGCCUGGGGUUGGAAAAGUUGUUUCCAAGGAGUCAGCUACUCUUGAAGGCUAUAUUUCGAUCAGCAUCCACGCCAACCAUAGUGAUAUGGUCAAGUUCAAUUCCGCCAAUGAUACUGGAUUCGUGAGGCUGUGUGGCGAGCUGAUCAGGUGGGCAUCGGAUAUCAGUUCACCAUAUGCUAUGAAUGAGAAGGAUCGCCAGUGCCUUAAGGACUUAUGGGCGACCGACCUUAAUGAUGACAAGACGCGUAUACAGCAGAGUAAGGGUGGCCUGCUGAAAGACUCAUACAUCUGGAUCCUCAAGAAUCCUGACUUCCAGCAAUGGCGUGACAAUCAGGAGAGUCAGCUUCUCUGGAUCAAAGGCGAUCCCGGCAAGGGCCACCGACUCACGUACCAACAACGCCACAGCUAUUCUUCGUGGCCUUAUCUACCAGGUUGCCACGCAGCGGCCAUCGCUCAUAGCGCACGUGCGGAAGGAGUAUGA